AUGCUUUUCAGAAAUAACGCCGGCCUUCUUCCUUCAUUCCCUUUCAAACUUCCCGCCCAUACCAUCAACCCAAUCAGCACCCCUGGUGCCCAGGCUAUAUCCUUCUUAUCAAUGAGCAACGACGGAGGUAUUGAUAAUGGGGAUGCGAAGCCGCAGUCAGCUUCCGCAUCGAUUGUCGCACAAGCUCUGGAGUUUGCCAGAGACUCGCCCGAGGGAGCCCAAGACCCAACUGUCGUAACCGUUCUCGGGACGGCGCUGACGGAAAUCUGGAGGAAGAUUGAAGCCCAACCCGCAUCCUAUGUGAUGACCAGGGACGAAUUUGCUGUCUUCAACUACUUCCAAGACCUCUUCAUUGGAGACCAACUUGCUAUUGCCGCGAAAAGAAGAUACUGGGAUCACCUACAACAACUGUCUAACGGGGCAUAG
This is a messenger RNA of Drepanopeziza brunnea f. sp. 'multigermtubi' MB_m1, 426 nucleotides long. RefSeq lists its product as uncharacterized. The record is from RefSeq and is a predicted model, not a curated record. Lineage: Eukaryota; Fungi; Ascomycota; Leotiomycetes; Helotiales; Drepanopezizaceae.